Messenger RNA from Batrachochytrium dendrobatidis JAM81, 1188 nucleotides. RefSeq lists its product as uncharacterized. Gene Ontology annotation, biological process: aromatic amino acid biosynthetic process. Gene Ontology annotation, cellular component: cytoplasm. The coding region runs from base 1 to 1188 and encodes 395 amino acids. The record is from RefSeq and is a predicted model, not a curated record. Gene Ontology annotation, molecular function: 3-deoxy-7-phosphoheptulonate synthase activity. NCBI's taxonomy places the organism in Eukaryota, Fungi, Chytridiomycota, Chytridiomycetes, Rhizophydiales. The transcript is spliced from 2 exons.
AUGACUCUUGCUACUUCAGAAACCUCGACUGCUGCUACUGGAAAAAUCCAUUCCACUCUAGCUUCAUCGACCCAUGCUAGCACUUUGAUUAAAUGCACUACCGAUAAACUCAAUGACUUGGAUGACAACCGCAUUGUCAACAUUCGUCCUCUGAUUCCUCCCCAGAUUCUUAUGGAAGACCUGCCAUUAACGGCUGAUGCCAACAUUACUGUUUCCAAGGCACGUAAAGAAGCCGAAUCAAUUCUAUCAGGAGAAGACGAUCGGCUGCUGGUUAUUGUAGGUCCGUGCUCCAUUCACGAUGUCACGGCUGCAAUAGAGUAUUCGCAGCUACUAAAGAAGUAUGCCAGCAACGGCUCUAGCAAGGAACUAUGUUUAAUCAUGAGAGUGUACUUUGAGAAACCUCGUACAACUGUUGGAUGGAAAGGGCUCAUCAAUGAUCCCGAUAUGAACAAUUCCUUUUCGAUUAACAAAGGACUACGUACUGCUCGUAAGCUUCUGUUGGAUUUGAACAGUAGCGGUGUUCCUGCUGCAGUAGAGUUUCUCGACACAAUCUCUCCCCAAUUCAUUGCAGAUUUGGUUUCGUGGGGUGCUAUUGGAGCUCGCACCACCGAGUCUCAAGUCCACAGAGAACUUGCAUCCGGUCUUUCAGUUCCUGUUGGUUUCAAAAAUGGCACAGAUGGCAACGUUCGUAUCGCCAUUGAUGCCAUUCGCGCAGCGUCUGCAGGCCAUCGCUUUCUUUCUGUCACUAAACAUGGUCUAUCGGCUAUUGUCGAAACGUCUGGAAAUACGUCUUGCCAUGUGAUUUUGCGUGGUAGUAGUGCUACUGGUCCAAAUUACAGCGAGGCAGAUGUGCUAUCGUGUGCUAAAGAUCUUUGCAAGGCUGGUGUCCGUCCUGCCAUCAUGAUUGACUGCUCUCACGGAAAUUCCGAAAAGAACCACAAAAAGCAAGCGGGUGUGGCUAUUGAAGUUGCCCGGCAGCUAUCUUCUUGCGAUUCCGGAUCUUCAAUUUGUGGUGUCAUGAUUGAGUCGCAUAUCAAAGAGGGAAGGCAGGAUGUGCCAAUAGAAUACGGCAUGUCAAUCACUGAUGCUUGCAUCAGUUGGGCCGACACUGUCAAGGUUUUGGAAAUCCUUCGACAGGGUGUUCGUGCCCGUCGUGAGCGACUUGCAUCUUCCCAUUUUUCUGCAUAA